Molecule: messenger RNA, 1604 nt
Organism: Dicentrarchus labrax (European seabass)
Lineage: Eukaryota; Metazoa; Chordata; Actinopteri; Moronidae
Gene: tdp2b
Product: tyrosyl-DNA phosphodiesterase 2b
Exons: 7
Coding region: 235-1320 (361 amino acids)
Biological process (GO): double-strand break repair
Cellular component (GO): PML body; cytoplasm
Molecular function (GO): 5'-tyrosyl-DNA phosphodiesterase activity; protein binding; single-stranded DNA binding
Source: RefSeq, a predicted model, not a curated record
AAGUAAACAGCACCGCAAUAAUAACAAUACGUGGUGGUAAACAUUAGUAACUAUACAUGUGGAAUUGUAUAGUAUUCACAUUUAAGCAGUUUGUUGUGACUAGCAACUUCACCCGGAAGCCUUUCACCGGUACACCUGGAAAAAAAAAACUUGUAGAGAAAAAUGAACAUGGCAUCUGCAUUUAGCUCAACUUUUCUUGUGUAGUUCUGUAAGUAAACCUGGUGCCUAGAAAAGAUGGCUUCUACAUCCGACUCGGAAAACCCGUCAGUUUCUAAUGUGGAAGAAAACAGAAGUCGUCUGUGCGAUGAGUUUGCUGCAAUAACGGGAAGUGACAGCGCUGUGGCUCAGUGCUACCUGGCUGAAAAUGAAUGGGAGAUGGAGAGAGCUUUGAACUCAUUCUUUGAGGCUGAUAUGGAGCGAGUAUUUGCAGUAGAAGAUUCUCCUGAGAGGGAGACUGGCCCCAAAACAAAGAGGCAGAAGGUUGAGGAAAAGCCUCCAGGAGACUGUAUAGAUUUGACUGCAGACAGUCCAGCCUCCUCACGCAAACCCUCAGAAGAAGAUGACAAUAAACUGUCACUGAUCUCCUGGAACGUGGAUGGACUUGACACAGACAACCUUGCCGAGCGUGCCAGAGGCCUGUGCUCCUUCUUAGUCUUAUACACCCCUGACGUGGUGUUCCUACAGGAGCUAAUUCCACCUUACGUCCAGUACUUGAAGAAACGGGCCGUCAGCUACCUAAUCAUUGAAGCUGGCGAGGAAGGUUACUUCACUGGGAUGAUGCUGAAGAAGUCACGAGUCAAAUUUGUGGAGAGCGAGAUAGUAACUUACCCCACAACUCAGAUGAUGAGAAAUCUGCUUGUAGCUCAGGUGGACUUCAAAGGUCAGAGGCUGUGUCUGAUGACGUCCCACCUGGAGAGCUGUAAAGGCCAAGCAGAGGAGCGGAUGAAACAGCUGCGAGUGGUGAUGCAGAGGAUGAGAGAGGCACCAGACAAUGUCACCGUCCUGUUUGGAGGGGACACCAACCUGAGGGACGCUGAGGUGGCCAAGGUGGGUCUGCCCCCAAGUGUCUGCGAUGUGUGGGAGCGACUGGGAAAGCAGGAACACUGCCGCUACACAUGGGACACCAAAGCCAACAGCAACAAGACUGUUCCUUACGUCAGUCGCUGCCGCUUCGACCGGGUCUAUUUCCGCCCAGCUAACAAGGACGGCGUCCCACGCCAGGCCCCCGAUCACAUGGCCCUGGUGGGACUGGAGAAGCUGGACUGUGGACGCUACAUUAGUGAUCACUGGGGCAUCUACUGUAGCUUCUCCGCUGGGUAGAAAUGCUCCAAACAACCCGAAAAGGGCCAGUUAAAUCUUUUGUUUUAGAUCAGCUGAUCUAAUAUGUUUUGUGUGUUUUACAGUCCCAGUACAAACCUCAUCAGUGUUGGGUUCAAACCACAGUAACACUUCCCUGUGAAAGAAGAUGUUCCGACCUCAUCUGUAAAUCUUGGUUUGAUUAGUUUUAUCCUCUAAUGUGCCUCUUGUUGGAGUCUCUGCUCAACCUUUUUUCCCCUUAGAAUAGCUAAAUAAAUGUAGAAAGCACCAAUAAAUGUUUAAAUAAG